CUAAGUGCGGGAUUACCCAUGAACCCAUUGUAUCAAGGACACCUUUAAUUGGAUAGCCAAGCCCAAACGAUAAACAUAUUCUGAUGUCAUAUAUUAGUACAUUACUAAUCUUCUUCCCCUCUUUCUUUCUUUCCUCCUCCUCCUUCUCCUUCUUCUUCUUUCUUCCGUUGUUUUUUUAUUUUAUUUUUAUUUUUAUUUUUUAUUUUUUGGCACAGUCCAUUACAAAUCAAACACAGUCAAAAGUGCACAUCAGGCUCUCCAUACAACAGCUGCACUUACCCAAUGCUAGUCAUCAACCAAUUCAAUCACGCCAUAUAACAACAUAUCACAAAAAUGAAAACGUAGAAUCUCCAUAGUACCCUUAAUCUUUGACGUAUCACGCCAUGAUUGGAAGAAAUAUUAGUCAACUCAUAGGGCCUAAGUCGUUUUGGGAUAAGGUGUCCUAAAAUAAACGGACUAUGUCCCGCUAAAAUCGUGCCCACACGACAGCUACGACCAAGGAGCACCUUCAAGCAAAGAAAAAUCUCUGUCCCUAUCAUUAUUCCCCAUUUUGCCACACACAAAAAAAACACAUACCUGCUCCAUUCAAACAAGCCUAGGGGGUUUGUUUAGGAGGAGAAGAGGAGGAAGGAGUAGUUUUUAUCCCCCCCAAAGGGAUUCUUCCUUCUUCUUCCCCCCCCACCUCUCUCUCUAUAUCUAUCUCUCUCUCUCAAAACCAUCCCCGCCCAUUCCAUGAGGACAUUGUGUCCCAAUCUUGACAGGGAAGAUGGCUUGGAUACAGUCCUCGAAGUCCCCAUACCCGAAGAAAUGUUCAACAACAUGGGCAGCACUCUCACCCUCCGGUGGCAGAACAUGCGCGCUUGGAUGAGGGCUCAACGCACCGGCGACAAGUCUUCCAAUGUUGGGGCUGGAUCAUCAUCAAGCAAUAAUGAGUUCAUGUUGUUGCUUAAAAUUGUUGGUUCUCCUCUUAUCCCAUUCCAGGUCCAAACCGACCAUGCAUGGACUAUGCCCAUUAGAGAUGGUUCUAUUGAAUCUUCAACCGCGAAAUAUAUAGUGCAGCAGUAUAUCGCGGCAACUGGAGGACAAGCUGCAUUGAAUGCAGUGAAUAGUAUGUACGCGGUGGGACAGGUGAAGAUAAUAUCAUCGGACAUCCACCAAAGUGACAAUAGUGUGAACGCCAAACGUACGUGUGAGUUGGGUGGGUUCGUGCUAUGGCAAAAGAACCCUGACCUGUGGUACCUAGAACUGGUUGUUUCCGGCAUGAAGGUGAGUGCAGGUAGUAAUGGCAAGGUAGCAUGGAGUCAGUCUUCUUCUCAACCGUCCCAAGUUUCAAGAGGCCCUCCAAGACCCCUUCGUCGCUUCUUUCAGGGCCUGGAUCCGAGGUCUACUGCCAACUUGUUCUUGAACGCGGUGUGCAUUGGAGAGAAGAACAUCAACAAAGAAGAUUGUUUCAUACUGAAGCUGGAGACAGGCUCGGAUACCCUUAAGGCACAUAGUACGCCAAACACUGAAAUUGUCCAUCACACGAUAUGGGGCUACUUCAGCCAAAGAACGGGACUACUCAUCCAAUUUGAGGACUCGAAACUAGUGAGAAUGAAGACUUCUAAAGGAGACGCUAGCGUGUUUUGGGAGACGAAUAUGGAGUCCAUGGUUGAGGAUUAUAGAUACGUUGAUGGUGUCAAUAUAGCACACAGUGGGAAGACUGUCGCGACGAUUUAUAGAUAUGGGAAGUCAUUGAAUCACAGGGGGAAGAUUGAGGAGACAUGGAGGAUUGAAGAGAUUGAUUUCAAUAUAUUUGGUUUGUCCAUGGAAUCUUUUUUGCCUCCAGCUGAUGUUAAGAAAGAACAAGAACAAGAUGAGCCAGGAAUGGGAUAAGUGAGCUAAUAUGUUGUUUCAUGAACACACAAAUUGAAAGUUGCUUGUACAUAUAGGUGAAUUGAAUUCAGAUUUUCCAUUUAA
Cornus florida is the source of this 1959-nucleotide messenger RNA. RefSeq lists its product as uncharacterized. Bases 733 to 1875 code for a protein of 380 amino acids. The record is from RefSeq and is a predicted model, not a curated record. The transcript has 3 exons. NCBI's taxonomy places the organism in Eukaryota, Viridiplantae, Streptophyta, Magnoliopsida, Cornales, Cornaceae.